This is a messenger RNA of Corvus hawaiiensis (hawaiian crow), 3014 nucleotides long. RefSeq names its product bestrophin 1 (gene BEST1). The transcript is spliced from 8 exons. Gene Ontology annotation, molecular function: chloride channel activity. Bases 1 to 2361 code for a protein of 786 amino acids. The record is from RefSeq and is a predicted model, not a curated record. NCBI's taxonomy places the organism in Eukaryota, Metazoa, Chordata, Aves, Passeriformes, Corvidae.
AUGGAAAGGCAGCAUCUACAAACUGCUCUACUCCGAGUUCCUGAUCUUCAUCUCGCUCUACUUCACCAUCAGCCUUGUCUACAGGUGAGCACCUUCACACCCACGGCCUGGCCUGGAGCAGGACACGGGAUAAACACGGGAUCGGGGCAGGGAUCCUGCUGGACAGGCACUUGCCAGACUCUGUUCACAGGAGGGAAGGAAGAGGGAGAACUGCUUCUCUUUGUCCCUUUUAGGCUGAUCCUGAGCGAGAGCCAAAGGCUGAUGUUCGAGAAGCUGGCGCUGUACUGCAACAGCUACGCCGAGCUAAUCCCCGUGUCCUUUGUGCUGGGUUUCUACGUGGCCCUGGUGGUGUCCCGCUGGUGGGCCCAGUACGAGAGCAUCCCAUGGCCGGACCGGAUCAUGAACCUGGUGUCCUGCAACGUGGACGGGGAGGACGAGUACGGGAGGCUCCUCCGCCGCACCCUGAUGCGCUACAGCAACCUGGUCAGCGUGCUGAUCCUGCGCUCCGUCAGCACCGCCGUCUACAAGCGCUUCCCCAGCAUGGAGCACGUCGUGAGGGCAGGCCUCAUGACACCAGAAGAGCACAAGAAGUUUGAGAGCUUGAAUUCCCCCCACAACAAGUUUUGGAUCCCAUGCGUGUGGUUCUCCAACCUGGCUGUGAAGGCAAGGAAUGAUGGGAGGAUCCGGGACAGCGUGCUGCUCCAAGGCAUCCUGAAUGAGCUCAACACCCUGCGCAGCCAGUGUGGGAGGCUCUACGGAUACGACUGGAUCAGCAUCCCCCUGGUCUACACCCAGGUGGUGACCGUGGCUGUUUACAGCUUCUUCCUGGCCUGUCUGAUCGGGAGGCAAUUCCUGGAUCCAGAGAAAGCAUAUCCUGGCCAUGAGCUGGAUCUCUUCGUGCCUGUCUUUACGUUUUUGCAAUUCUUCUUCUACGCUGGCUGGUUAAAGGUGGCCGAGCAGCUCAUCAACCCCUUUGGGGAGGACGACGAUGACUUUGAAACCAACUGGCUCAUCGACAGGAACCUGCAGGUCUCCCUCAUGGCAGUGGAUGAGAUGCACCAGGAUUUACCCAUUCUGGAGAAGGAUCUGUACUGGAACGAGCCCGAUCCCCAGCCACCCUACACCGCAGCCACUGCCGAGUACAAGCGCCCAUCCUUCCUGGGCUCCACUUUUGACAUCAGCAUGCAGAAGGAAGAGAUGGAGUUCCAGCCCCUGGAGCAGAUUAAAGAGAACGAGGAGGCCAACCACUCCACUCCCUUGCUGGGACACCUGGGCCGCCUCCUGGGUGUCCAGUCCCCGAGCUUCUCCAGGUCCUCUUCCCGGAUGAACCUGCUGCGCCGGCGAGGAGAUCCCGCGUCGCCCUUCUCCCAUUAUACCUACCAGGACAUGGGGAAGUCUGGAAGCCCUUGUGGCAUCAAUCAGCCAAGGGGAGACUCCCAGGAGCAGUGGGACAGUGAAGAGGGAAAACUGAGGGAGUUUGAUGCCUUCAUGUCCACCCCCUUCUAUGAGAGGCCUGGGUUCUACAGCGCUCCACAGACACCCAUCAGCUCCAUCCCCAUGAUUUUCCCUUCCCGCCGCCAAGGGCGCAAGAAGCCGCCGGCGCUCUCCAGCAUCGCUGCGUGCUCCACUUCCCUUCGGGAUGUCAUCGUCAACAGCUCCCCUUCCAGGGCCAGCGAUGUGGACAAGAGUCAGAGCUCCCUGGGCUCUGCUGCAAGAGAAACCUUUGUUUGGCCCACGGAGCGGAGCAGAGGUCCUGAUUUCAUGGCUGUGACAGUAGAAGAAGGAAAGAGCAGCUCCAGGGAAGCUGCCACCACGGGAAGCCCAGGAGCACAGUCCACAGCGUCCAACAGCCCAAAAUUCCCCUUCCUGGCAGAGUCCCCCGAGCACGAGAAACAAGGCAGCUUCAAGAAUCUGAAGAGCUCCAAAGCCUCGCACCCACCCUGGCUAAACCUGGAGAGCACGGCCUCAGCCACUCCCAAUUCAGAGCAUUCCAGUGCCUUUCACACCCCCAGUAACAAAACCCCCGGAGGCAGCGUCUCCCUCUGCUUCUCCUUCACUCCAGUCACCUCUCCAGCGCUGGAAAGGUCCCACAAGGGGAACCUGGGCCCCGAGGCUCACAGCCUGAGUUUGGAAGAUGCAGCCAGUGCUCCAGACCAGCACCCAGAGGUUUCCAGGAACAUGAGAGACACUGGGAAUGGAAGCACUAACCCCCCAGCUCCAAAAGAGCCCAGGAGAGCAGAGAGUCCAUCCCCCAAUGACUCUGGAAUCUCCCUAGCCGAGGAGGACUACGUGGGGCUGAUGGAGGUGAUCCUGGAGGCCAGUGAAAGCCCAGGGGAGGAGCAGAUGGACCAGUACAGCUAAAGGGGACCCCAUGGAUCCAUGGGAUACCUGCCUUAUCCUGGCACUCACCCAAACAGAAGUGCUGGACAUGCAGCUGGAGCCCGGCCUGGGCUAAAACCAGCACUAAGGACACAAUGCUCCUGGCCUCAGCAGGCACAACUCGUGUUGCAACAAGAACAGAAGCACCAAAAAACCCAAUCUGUAGCAAAAGAACAAGACUUUGAGUGUUAAAUACUGCAGGUACCAGCCUGACCAGCCAGGUGUAGCCCAGAACAGGAGCACAGGUGAUGCAGAUAUUUCCCCUCCUCAUCACAGCAAGAAUGAGAACUUGAGCUUCCAAGUCUCAGGCAGGACUUGCACUCCUAACAAGAUACUCCAGGGAAAAGUAAGGGACUGAAGCAAGUCCCAUCACUUGUGAUGCAGACCCACAGUGCUUCUGCCAGUCCUGUCUGGCUGGUGUUUUCCAGUACUGGGAAAGUACUGGAGUAAGGCAGGGUAAGGGCCUACCAGCACGGGCAGCUGCAGCAUCUGCCCAGCACAUUGCUUCCUUCUGAAAUUCCACAUCCCCCCUGCCACAGAUUUGACAGUGCUCAGAGAAAGAUGGAUGGCAGCAGACACCACUCAGCUGAUUUUUACUGCCCACCCUCAGAAAAUAAAAGCAAGGCUCAAGCCCA